Rubroshorea leprosula is the source of this 946-nucleotide messenger RNA. The record is from the annotation of a GenBank genome assembly. Lineage: Eukaryota; Viridiplantae; Streptophyta; Magnoliopsida; Malvales; Dipterocarpaceae.
UUUCAAUUUUUCCAGAAUGUGGGAUGAUUGAUGGGGUAAGGAGGAAGAAGCCCCAUUAAUUAUGUGAGGAAAGUGUUGCACAAACAAGUACACGUUAUGGGACCCCCACCCACCUCCCUUCGCUUGGAUGGUGGUGGAUGGUCCUGAUCAUUUUCUCCCGUCCUUUUGUUGAAUUAAUUAUUUUGAAGUUAUAUCAAGCACAGUAUUCUUAAGAUUUUAUAUGAUCUGGGGCUACAAUGUUUGAAGCAAAAUACUUUCCCUGUGGUGUUGACUUGUAUUUUGUAGAUUACUUUGCCAUGGUUGGUUUGUGGGACCUUUUUAAUGAGAUGAUUUGUCACAACCCUGGGUGUUGCGUUAUAAAGCAGCUUGCUCCACCUAUUUUCUUCUUCAAUCUCUCUCUUAUUAUUAGGGAGGAAAAUCUAUCUCCUCUUCUUUGUUGGCAUUCUCUGUGGCAGGAUGGUAAAAGCAAACUUAUCAUCAAAGUGGGAUCUGACUAUGCAAAUUGUGCAAGUGAUGUGAUUCAAAGCUUGGUUUUGCCUUUCUUUCUUGUCUAUCCAUUUCUAAGAGCGGGAAGUGGACCAAGACCCUAAUUUCUCUUUUUCCCUUCUUUUUUGGCACAUGGGAAAACAUGUUUUUGAUGUAAACUAGUUCGAUUAAAGACAAGUCAUUUAGGUUUCAAGUUGGGAUAAGUGGAAAAAUUUUGCCCCUUUCUUUAGACUCUAAUUUGAGUGUUUGUUUCUGCUCAGCGUAAGAGAAGCAAAUCAAUGGAGUUAUGUGGGGGAGUUUGUGUUGAGGGCGCCUAUUUUGCUAAAAAAAAUGGUAGCCCUUUGCUUUUUGAUUCUUGUCUUUACUCUUUACGGUCUGCCUUUUGUUUUUCCUUUUGAGAAACCAUCCUUGUCUCCAAGGAAAAGAAAAGGUGGAAAGCAAACAAACAGAUAAUGACCUA